AUGGACGAGACGGCGAGGGUAGAGUAUCCGGCCAUGCUGGCUCAUCUGCAGCCCGGCCAGGCCGUGCAGACGCUCAACGACCGCAUGAAGCGCAUCAACAAGAUCAAUCUCGAGAUUGCCGACUGGCUACAGGAGCGCCGUCGCGUCGAGGAGCAAUAUGUCUUGGGAAUGCGCAAGCUAGCCCAGUUCAAGUCUCCCAAUGCGCAGUCGGAGCUGGGUGUUUUCCAGAUGCCGUGGUCCCGAAUCAUCGAGUCCGUUGAACGCAUCGCCCAGUCGCACCAGCUCUUCGCCGAUCGCCUCGGCAAUGAUGUCGAGCAGCCCCUCAGAGGCUUCCCCCAGCGCCAGGACGUCCAGAACAUGACCAACAUCUCCAACAACCUGACCGUCAUGGCCAGGGAGCUCGACGACGCGCGAGACCGAUCCGACAAGCUCACCAAGAAGGGCGGCAAGGCCAGCACGCAAAAGGUCGACGCCGCGUCGUCCAAGCUAGAGUCGGCCACACAGCAGUGGGAGUCGCAGUCGCCCUUCAUCUUCGAAACCCUCCAAGUCCUCGACGAGUCGCGCGUCAACCUGCUGCGCGACUUGCUGACGCAAUUCCAAACCCACGAGUCCGACCGGGCCCAGCGAGACUCCGACAUAUCCGUCGAGACUCUGGCAAAUAUGCUUGAAAUUAGCACCGAGAGAGAAGUGCAAAGCUUUGUACAGAAGGUGACGGCCGGCAAGGCCCAGCUGCCGUCCAGGACAACUACCAGACGCUCAACAACCCACAUGUCGCAGAAUUCUGCUACUAGCCAGCCGAGCGUUCCAACGACGCCGAAUACCUCUCAGCCACCACCCGACGACGAUGCUAGCGAGCACAAUUCGGUUCUCAACAGUGAGGCCAAGCCGGAAUCCAAGCUGCGAAGAUUGGGUACCAUGUUUGGUGGCAGGCGACGCCAGAGCGUCCACGCUGGAUUUGGCUCCCUCUCCCCCCAGAAGGCACCUGGAACCACAUUUGGACGACUCGGUAGCAGUCAUGGCCGCGGUGUCUCCCCAAUGACAUCCUCAAGCAACCUCAACGAAUCCAACCGGUUGUCCAUCUUGCCCGAGAUGCCAGACCAGGCUCGCCGGCCGCAGUCAUCAUCAGACGCCAUGCACAGGGACAGGGAUAGGGAAGAGGGCGAGCCGUCGACGAACGGGAACACGAAUGGAUUUGGAACUGGAGAAACUCUUUUGGAUACCCAGCCGCCCGAGAUGCCAUCUUCAAGCACCACCAAUGGCAAUCUUGACCAGCCCGAAGCUGCCGCUCUUAAUCCGCCGCCAUCCCAGCAGAGCCAACAAGAGCCAGUGUCUCCGACCUCCAAGGACGAUGAAGGCUUCACGAUACGAGCACCCAUGAACGACCCCAUCUCGGAAGCCCAGAGGGAGGCCGCAAACGACGAGAACGACCAGCUGUUCAAGCUGAAUAUCCAGAACAAGCCGAUCGAAGAGGAAGACCCUGAGGCAGCACAAGCCGCUCUCUCCAGCGUGGCCAACACGCUCAAGCUGGGCUCGGCAGCCAAUCGGCGCUCCAUGACGGUGCGAGGCCGCCGCGACGUGCGCAACACUAUCUAUGCGCCCGUGCUUCACAUCCCCGAAAGCUACUCGGACAGCGCCAUUCCCGCCAUGCCGGCCAUCCCAGCAUCUCCCCCUCGACCCCCGUCUUCUAGACCGGCCGCCAUUGCUGCGCUUGCUUCCGAGGCCAGCGCCGCCUCCGACACUCAGUCUGUGCGAUCCGGGAACUCACUCGGCAGCGCACACACAAAGCACCCGGAGCUGACCGGACCGGGACUGAACGCAUCCAUCAUCGAGACCGUCUCGGUUCUCUUUGAGGGCGGCGUGUUGAAGAGCACGGCGGUUGCUGGCGAGAUUGCCUUUGCUAACAAUCCCGGUGCAGAUGUCGAUUCCACCAAGACACAUGAAACCAUUCGCAUCAACAACUUUGCCAACCUGGAACGCAUCGGCCCCAACCGAAUCUUUGUUCACAACGCAUCCCCCGACCAACCUGACCAGUUCGCUCUCGACCUUUCUCACAUCUCCAAGACAUCAACUGCCUUCUCAUACCGCGUCUUCUCAGACGAAUCCGAGGCCCCAUCUCUCGGCCGCCACGCUCCUCUCCUGAUCAACCCGGCAUGGAAACCCCAAGGCGACAAGCUUGGCCUCCUUUUGCAGUAUCAGCUCAACCCCGAGUGCAAGUGGACAGCCCCCGUGACAUUGCACAACGUCGUCUUUGUGGUGUCGUACGAGGGCAGGGCGACUGGCGCCCAGACGAAGCCCAGCGGCACCCACCUGAAGGAUAAGCACCUUGUGUACUGGCGACUGGGAGACGUGACCCUUACCGAGGCCACGCAAAAGAUUGUGUGCCGCAUUGUCGGCGCAGACGGCGUGGAGCCACAGCCAGGCCACGUCGAGGCCCGAUGGGAGUAUGCCGUGUCUGGCGAAGACGUCGUGGGCAGCGGCAUCUCCAUCUCCAGACUAGAGGCGGUGCCGAGCAAGGAUGCCGUGGAGAGCGAUCCAUUUGCAGACGAGAACCCUGCCAGCUCGAACCCGUCACUCGUGGAGCCGAUGUGGGUCGAUGUGCCUGUGACGAGGAAGCUUGUGAGCGGCAAAUACGAGGGGAAGUAG
Messenger RNA from Trichoderma virens Gv29-8, 2643 nucleotides. RefSeq lists its product as uncharacterized. Gene Ontology annotation, cellular component: plasma membrane; cytoplasm; endocytic vesicle. Bases 1 to 2643 code for a protein of 880 amino acids. NCBI's taxonomy places the organism in Eukaryota, Fungi, Ascomycota, Sordariomycetes, Hypocreales, Hypocreaceae. The record is from RefSeq and is a predicted model, not a curated record. Gene Ontology annotation, biological process: septin cytoskeleton organization. The transcript has 7 exons.